This is a messenger RNA of Dibothriocephalus latus, 690 nucleotides long. NCBI's taxonomy places the organism in Eukaryota, Metazoa, Platyhelminthes, Cestoda, Diphyllobothriidea, Diphyllobothriidae. The record is from the annotation of a GenBank genome assembly.
UUGGACGGCCUGAUCUCGGCCAUCACAAAGACGGCAUACAGAGGACCCGAGCGGUCCAACGUAAUGCUGAAGAAAUACAUGACGCGUUGGCUGAAGGCCAACCUGAACAAACUCUCCAAGAAAUACAGACGAUCUUCGAAGUGGGAGGACCCGUCUGUCUCAAAGGUGGCUGCCGCGAAGCUAAGCUUUGCGACAGCUCAGGCGGUCCCAAAAUUUAUCCCGCACUAUUUGUACGCGGCGAAUGGACCAGAUGCUGACCGACAGUCAGACUACUAUCCCGUCAAGGGCUCGCGAUGCCUCCAAAGGGAAGAGCUGGCGGAUCUCAACUUACUUAGGUUACAUCGGCUGCAGAUGACAUCCAGUUCCUGCAUAUCACUGGCCGAGGCUGGUACAUCUGUGCAAGUUGCUGUAAAUGUGCAUAAUAUGAUUCGCCCUGUGGUUACCAACUAUCACCGGGCCUUCGCCAACGGCUUUUGCUGCAUGCAGACGGCUGAAUUCAAUGGUGCAUUUACGGUGGAUUCGGUCUUUGCGUCCACCGAACCGGACUGCCGCCACCGAUUUGAUCAGACAAGCGGCACUGGCUUCCCCGCAUUCAAUCGUGACGGUCUUCGACGCAGACGACCUCAGCGACAUUGGUUGGCUGACGAGUCUUGCAAGCUCGAUGACGCCUUGGCCGCUCCACCGGAAUAA